AUGAGUGGUCGCGGCAAAGGCGGUAAAACUCGGGUCAAGGCGAAGACCAGGUCGUCACGCGUGGGUCUGCAAUUCGCCGUCGGUCGUGUACAUCGUCUCCUGCGCAAAGGCAACUACGCUGAGCGCGUUGGUGCUGGUGCCCCAGUGUACCCAGCCGCAGUUCUGGAAUACCUUGCUGCUGAGGUCCUGAAGUUGGCUGGCAAUGCUGCCCGUGACAACAAGAAGACCCGCAUCAUCCCCCGUCACUUGCAACUGACCAUCCGCAACGACGAGGAGCUUAACAGGCUCUUGGGUGGUGUGACGAUUGCCCGAGGUGGUGUGUUGCCGAACAUCCAGUCGGUGCUUCUGCCGAAGAAGACUGCCAAGGUGAAGGCCUAA
Molecule: messenger RNA, 378 nt
Organism: Opisthorchis viverrini
Lineage: Eukaryota; Metazoa; Platyhelminthes; Trematoda; Opisthorchiida; Opisthorchiidae
Exons: 1
Coding region: 1-378 (125 amino acids)
Cellular component (GO): nucleosome
Molecular function (GO): DNA binding; structural constituent of chromatin; protein heterodimerization activity
Source: RefSeq, a predicted model, not a curated record